AUGGAGAACGCCACUUUCCCACUGCAACGCGGUGCGGAAAACGGGGGCGGUGCGGCCAGCGGCGGCGGCACAGCACUCAUCGUCGACGGCACCUUCAUAACAGAGGUGCACCUCGUGGCUCUCGUUGGCCACAGUGGCACGGGCGACGCCGCUGCAGGGAUGGGCGCAGGCUCCUCAUCGCCACGGCGGAAGUGGCUCAACGUCUCGUACUGGGCGGCCGAGCUAAACGAAAACAACUGGGGAUGGACGAUCGUGACGGGCUACUGCGGCGGCCGGCUCUUCAAGAUUGGGAAGGGCGGGCAGAAGGUGUGCGAGGACGUCACGGUCAGCGUUAGGAUGACGACUGGCAUCAUCUCGUCGGUAGACUGGACGGUCACCGUCCAGGGGUCACCCACGCACGCGACCCGCGGCCCAACGCAUCGAGCCGACGUUGGCUUGAGCGCCAACGGCGAGUACACAUCGCGCAGCCUGCCGCAUGGAAUCUUUGGCCAGUCCUUCUCAGCCCUAGGGCCUCUCAACGGCAAGCGGGACGGGUACCCGCGCGACGGCCCCCUCUACAACGAGCGCAAUGGCCCCUUCAUGACGAGUGCCAUGGCGGAGGGCGCGAUUGAGGGGAAGGCCGCCGACUACGAGCUGCCGAGUGCCUUUGCCACGCGCUUUGCGUUCUCUCGCUUCGACGAGUCGUUGCUGCCGCCGUCGACAGACGGUUUGGCGGUUGGUGUCGGCUCGACGGCCGGCGUGGUUGUCGAGGCGUCGGCCGGGGCGGAGGGCGAGGACCCUCUCGAGGUCGAUCGCCCUCCCGAGAGAUGA
Emiliania huxleyi CCMP1516 is the source of this 810-nucleotide messenger RNA. RefSeq lists its product as hypothetical. The transcript has a single exon. NCBI's taxonomy places the organism in Eukaryota, Haptophyta, Isochrysidales, Noelaerhabdaceae. The coding region runs from base 1 to 810 and encodes 269 amino acids. The record is from RefSeq and is a predicted model, not a curated record.